Molecule: messenger RNA, 3936 nt
Organism: Cicer arietinum (chickpea)
Lineage: Eukaryota; Viridiplantae; Streptophyta; Magnoliopsida; Fabales; Fabaceae
Biological process (GO): protein phosphorylation
Molecular function (GO): protein kinase activity; receptor serine/threonine kinase binding; ATP binding
Source: RefSeq, a predicted model, not a curated record
AAUAUUUUUUAGUUACUACCACAUCUUUUUCACAUACCUUGUUAGGAGUUUAGGAGCAUAGAGAGCAACAACAACAGAUAAAUUAUCAGAUCAUUAAGAGAUAAGGAGACAAAAAAUUUACUCAAAAAAUUUUAAUAGAUUGAAUAUAUGAGUCAUAUUUCUUAUAUAAGAUUCCUUUAAUUCAUUUUUAGUUAAUGUCAGACUAACCACUUGUUCGUUUCUUCGGCCUUUGAUGAAAGAUAAAGGAACGGCCUACAUCAUCAUCAGUAACUUUAAAUGGAGACAUGUGAAUUUCAAUAUCCAAGUAUCAAUGAUACAGAAGAAAUAGAGAGAGUAGUGGUAGUAUGUUUGGAUGAGAGAGAACAGUAGCAGAACACCAACCUCAUCAUGUCAAGCAAUGCAUUAAAGCUUUUUAUCUUGUUUUUUACUAUCUCCUUGUUUCCAUUCAUUUCUUCUCUAAACCAAGAAGGUCUCUCUCUACUUUCAUGGCUUUCAACUUUCAAUUCAUCCAACUAUGUCAGUACUACCUUCUCGUCAUGGGAUCCAUCUCAGAAAAAUCCAUGCAGAUGGGACUAUAUAAAGUGUUCUGCAGAAGAGUUUGUUGAAGAGAUCAUAAUAACAUCGAUCGAUCUUCGUAGCGGUUUUCCUACACAGUUCCUUUCUUUUAACCACCUUACAACUCUUAUCAUCUCAAAUGGAAAUCUCACAGGAGAGAUUCCAAGUUCAGUUGGAAACUUGUCAUCUCUAGUUACUCUUGACCUUAGCUUCAAUACUUUAACAGGAACCAUUCCAAAAGAAAUAGGAAAGUUAUCUGAACUAAGAUGGUUAUCUUUGAAUUCAAAUUCAUUACAUGGAAAAAUUCCAACCACAAUUGGAAACUGUUCAAAGCUUCAUCAGCUGGAACUUUUUGACAACCAGCUUUCCGGUAUGAUUCCCGGAGAAAUAGGCCAGUUGAAGGCUCUUGAAUCGCUGAGAGCAGGCGGAAAUCAAGGUAUAUUUGGCGAAAUUCCAAUGCAGAUAUCAGAUUGUAAGGCUUUGGUUUUUCUUGGACUUGCAGUUACUGGAAUUUCUGGUGAGAUUCCAUCAAGUAUAGGAGAACUUCAGAAUCUCAAGACACUUUCAGUCUACACAGCACAUCUCACAGGUCAAAUUCCACCAGAGAUUCACAACUGUUCAGCUUUGGAAGAUUUGUUUCUGUAUGAAAAUCAGCUUAAUGGAAACAUUCCUUAUGAAUUAGGUUCCAUGCAAAGCCUCAAAAGGGUUUUACUGUGGCAGAACAAUUUAACUGGAAACAUUCCUGAAAAUCUUGGAAACUGCACAAGUCUGAAGGUUAUUGAUUUCUCUUUGAAUUCUCUUAUUGGUCAGUUACCUUUGAGUCUCAGUAAACUACUCUCAUUGGAGGAACUUCUUUUGUCUGAUAAUAACAUUUAUGGAGAAAUACCUUCAUAUGUUGGCAAUUUUUCCAUGUUGAAGCAACUUGAAUUAGAUAACAACAAAUUCUCUGGUGAGAUUCCAUCUGUUAUAGGGAAUCUGAAGGAACUCACACUCUUCUUUGCUUGGCAGAAUCAGCUUCAUGGAAGUAUACCAACAGAACUAUCUAACUGUCAGAAACUUGAAGCGAUUGAUCUUUCGCACAAUUUCCUUACUGGUCCGAUUCCAAAUUCUCUCUUUCAUCUAAAGAAUUUAACUCAGUUGUUGCUGAUAUCAAACAGACUUUCAGGUCAAAUUCCACCUGAUAUUGGCAGCUGCAUAAGUUUGAUCAGGUUAAGACUAGGAUCAAACAACUUUACCGGUCGAAUUCCACAAGAAAUAGGCCUUUUGAGAAGUUUGAGUUUUCUAGAGUUGUCUUAUAAUCAACUCAGUGGAGAUAUUCCUUAUGAGAUAGGUAACUGUGCUCAUCUAGAAAUGCUUGACUUGCACAGCAAUGAACUCCAAGGAACCAUUCCUUCCUCAUUAAAAUUCCUCGCCAGCCUUAAUGUAUUGGAUCUUUCUUCAAACAGAAUAACAGGAACCAUUCCCAAGAGUUUUGGCAAACUUACAUCUUUAAAUAAGUUGAUUCUAAAUGGAAACCUUAUCACUGGUUUAAUCCCUCAGUCACUAGGCCUUUGUAAGGAUUUGCAGUUGCUUGAUUUAAGUAACAAUAGAAUCAUUGGUUCUAUUCCAAAUGAGAUUGGUUACUUGCAAGGAUUGGAUAUUCUCUUGAACUUGAGUUGGAAUUCUCUUACUGGUUCCAUUCCAAUGACUUUCUCUAAUCUCUCAAAACUUUCCAUAUUGGACCUCUCUUACAACAAGCUCACAGGCACACUCAUAGUACUUGGUGAUCUUGACAAUCUUGUGUCUCUAAAUGUUUCCUACAAUAAAUUCUCCGGGACUCUUCCGGACACGAAGUUCUUCCGGGACCUACCAGCGGCUGCGUUCGCUGGUAACCCUGAUCUUUGUAUUAACAAGUGUCAUGCAAGUGAAAAUCUACAAGGCAACAAGUCAAUAAGGAAUAUUAUUAUCUUCACUUUCCUUGGAGUUAUUUUAACUUCUGCUAUUGUCACUUGUGGAGUGAUAUUAGCACUGCGGAUUCAAGGGAACAGUUAUGGGAGUAGUAAUGAUUUUGAUCAUGAAGGUGAACUGGAAUGGUCUUUCACUCCAUUCCAAAAGCUUAACUUCUCCAUCAAUGACAUUGUAACAAAGUUGUCUGAUUCAAACAUUGUUGGAAAGGGCUGCUCGGGCGUUGUUUAUCGUGUCGAGACUCCAACAAGACAGGCUAUUGCAGUGAAGAAACUAUGGCCAAUAAAGAAUGAAGAGACACAAGAGAGGGAUCAGUUUACAGCAGAAGUUCAGACGCUUGGAUCAAUAAGGCAUAAAAAUAUAGUGAGACUUUUAGGAUGCUGCGACAACGGAAGAACUAGAAUGCUCUUGUUUGAUUACAUAUGUAAUGGAAGUUUGUUUGGAUUGCUUCAUGAAAAGAGAUUGUUCUUGGAUUGGGAUGCAAGGUACAAGAUCAUACUAGGAGCAGCUCAUGGUUUAGAAUAUCUUCAUCAUGAUUGUAUCCCUCCCAUCGUCCAUCGCGAUAUUAAGGCUAACAACAUCUUGGUAGGUCCAAUGUUUGAGGCUUUUCUUGCAGAUUUUGGCCUUGCAAAAUUGAUCAUUUCAUCAGAGUGUGCAGGAGCUUCUAAUGUUGUCGCAGGUUCUUAUGGAUACAUAGCUCCUGAAUAUGGAUACAGUUUAAGGAUCACAGAGAAAAGUGAUGUAUACAGUUAUGGUGUUGUGCUACUUGAGAUUUUAACUGGAAUGGAGCCAACAGAUAACAGAAUUCCAGAGAAUGCUCACAUUGUAACAUGGGUUAUCAGUGAAAUCAGAGAGAAGAAAAGAGAGUUCACAACUAUCCUUGAUCAGCAAUUAGUAUUGCAAUGUGGAACAAGAAUUCCAGAGAUGCUUCAAGUGUUAGGAGUGGCUCUUUUAUGUGUGAAUCCGUCCCCGGAAGAACGACCGACGAUGAAAGAUGUAACGGCAAUGCUCAAGGAGAUCAGACUUGCAAAUGAUGAUUUGGAUAAACCAAAUGUUCUCAAUAAAUGCAUGGUUGUUACCAAUCCAAAAGCAGCAGUUCAUUGUUCAAGUUUCUCAAGAUCAUGUGAACUUUUGAUAGAAUCAUCAUCCUCUUCUUCAUAGUCAUUACUAAAUUGAUUAUUAUUAUUAAAUCAGUUAAUUUGUUAAGUGACAAAUUAUUUAUUUGUAUAGAUCAGUUUAUAUGUUUAUGGUAAUUCUUAUUUCACACUACAACUGUGUUAUUUUUGUAGAUAAAAUCUUUCUCUGGAACAAAAGUCAGAGAAGUAAAUAACUGUGUCCUCAUCUUAAGUUGAUAUUGUCCUAGAAUUGAUGUCAAUAAAAACAACCACUGUGUUGUCCAAAAUUCAAGUAAUAGAAGGAAUAUAAAAAUUUGAAACA